AUUAUGUAAAAUAAAACAAAGUAACACCAAAUAUAUGUUUGUUGCCAAAAUCCACCAGCCCAAAAACAAAAAAACAGAAAGAAGCAAAACGCAACCAAAGAAGUGAUAGUGCAGUAUUGUGUGCUUCUGGUCUAUCAGCUAUUCCCCUCCAUUACUUUCAACUUUCCCGCCUUCUAAAAAAUAAGCUCUACGGAGUAUUUCUUAGCUAAAACAAAGAAUAGCCGAAAGGAGUCGGGCAUUAAAAAGCCCUAAUAUAUGUAAUCGGAAUCUCUCCGUCGCCGGAAAAUGUCGAGGUGGCAGAUAGUCUCCGAUGCCAGUAACAACUUCCGGUGGGAGAUUCCCAAUCAACACCUCCAUAUCAAACCAGACGAAGAACCAACUAGUUCCCCUCCUACUCGUCUCCCGUCCAUGGACGAUCUCUUGCUUCAAGGAUGUUCAAAUCUAUUGGAGAAUCACAACGGUCAUGUCGAGAGCCCUCCGAUGUUUCGAAGUGGAUUAGGGAAAUCAGUUACAGUGAAGCAGUCUUCAAUAUCAAAAGCAUUAUCUAUUCUCGGUGACGAAGGUGAUGCCUUUGCCCAUACAGGCCAACUGUUUGGUGGGAGAGAAAAUGGUUUGAGUUUAAUGAAUUCAAUGUUUCAAACGGGUUCAGGGAAAGCGGUUAACAUAUCUUCUUCUGGCCUUGUCAAAGCCAAGACAUUGUUAGAUUUAGAAGAAAAUAAUAAGCAAGAGAAUUUUCAAGGUCUUGAACAGACAAGGAAGCAGUCACCGGUUAGCGAGCCAUUUGGUUGGCAAACGAACGUUGGAGUAGAUAAUGCAGGAUUUGAGGAUGCUGCAUCUGUUCCAAUCUCUUCAUUCACUUUUAAGACUAGUACAGUAGGAGUUGAUUCAAGGAGAGAUGCCAUUCCAGAUUUUUUGUAUUCAGCUCCUAAACCACCUCCAAUCAAAUUCCAUACUGCAGGUGGAAGAUCUUUAUCAGUGUCUACUGAUGCAUUGCAACGUGCAAGAAGCCUUCUUGGUGACCUGGAGCUAGGAUCAUUCUUAAAUGAAGGGGAUGCAAAUGAUCCUGUCUUUUCGUUUUUCAAAGAAAGAAGACAUGAUGAUAAUCUUUUGGUCAAAGAAAACAAAUCUACUACUCUGACUGAUCAAGAAACAGUAAUGAGCAAAAAUAUGUCCAUAAGUUUCAUAUCCCCCAUGAAAUCAACUUCUAAUCCACUGCAGUCAUCGGUCAUGUCAGAGAAUGUAAAUUCAGGCAAUAACUUGAUUAAGAGUUUUGAUGCAGAGGACUAUGACAGUCCUUGUAAGUCAUUUAAAAACACUACUUGUCCGCGGAAGCCUUUAAGCAACAAGCCUCAUGUGCCUAGUGCAGUAAUUGGUGAUUCUUUGGCAAAUGGUAUUGGUUCAAGAAUUAAUCCACGAGGAAGGUCAUCUGGCAGACCACUGACUGAUAUUUCAAAUAGCAUUAGCAUGAAUAACAGGGAUAAAAUUUGUACCGGUGAAAAGAGAGGAUUUGGAAAGAGAAGUUCUAUCUCCCCAUUCAAGAGGCCCCGCAGUUCCAGAUUUAUCACCCCUUUGAACAACAAAACUUUGUUGGUUUCUGAAGGAUCAUCUGCUAUGGCACCUGAAGACUCCUGUUACAAAGGAAGGAUUUCCACUCGAUAUCCAAUUAAGGUUCCUCGAAUUUAUAUCAAGGAACACUUUGGAAUGCCUCCCUCCCACCAGAACAUGUCAAAGCACUUGCCGGACCAACUAAGAAGGAUGAAUCCAGACAAUGCAGAAAAGUACAUGUUUUGUGAUGGAUAUGGUUUAGCUUCCAUUGGAGCAGAAGCUUUUUGCAACAUGUUAGCAGAGUCUGGAGCUUCCAUGCAAUAUGUUUCUAAAGAUUGGGUUGCAAAUCACUACAAGUGGAUUGUUUGGAAACUUGCAUGUUAUGAGAGAUGCUAUCCAACUAAAUCUUCUGGGAAGCUUUUGACAGUGUCUAAUGUGCUUGAGGAAUUAAAAUAUAGAUAUGAGAGAGAAGUAAAUUAUGGCCAUCGAUCUGCAAUUAAGAGAAUUCUAGAAGGAGAUAUGCCACCUUCAACGAUGUUGGUACUGUGCAUUUCAUCGAUUUAUUCAAAUCGUGAUCCGAAGAUUGAAACUCAUACUUUGACAUCAAAUGGGGCUGAAAAUAGUCCCGCCACAAAAAUAGAAUUAACUGAUGGGUGGUAUUCAGUGAAUGCUCUGUUGGACGGAUUGCUGUCAAAGGAGCUCGCUACUGGGAAAAUAUUUGUGGGACAGAAACUUAGAAUCUGGGGAGCUGGUUUAUGUGGCUGGAUUAGUCCUGUUUCACCUCUCGAGGCAUCAAGGACGAUUAGUUUACUUUUGCACAUUAAUGGGACGUAUAGAGCUCAUUGGGCUGAUCGUUUGGGAUUAUGUAAGGGUGAUAGUGCUCCAUUAGCAUUUAGGUGCAUCAAAAGCAUGGGUGGUCCAGUUCCUAGCACAUUAGUUGGAGUUACACGGAUAUACCCUGUUCUGUACAGGGAGAGAUUAAGUACUGGGGGAUUUAUUGUGAGAUCGGAGAGGAUGGAGGCUAAAAUGAUGCAACUGUAUAACCAGAGGUGCUCAACUGUUGCUGAGGGCAUUAUGUCUGAGUUUCAGAGGGGAAUCAAAGAUUUCAAUAUUAAUAAUGACAAUGAUAGUGAAGAAGGGGCAAAAAUUUUAAGGAUACUUGAGUCGGCUGCUGAACCAGAAGUAUUAAUGGCUGAAAUGAGUUCAGAGCAAUUGACUUAUUUUGCUGCUUAUCAAGAAAAACUACAGGCGAUCAGGCAGUCAGACAUGCAGAAAUCAAUUGAGAAAGCUCUUGAAGAUGCUGGCCUAAGUGAGAGGGAGGUCACCCCAUUUAUGAGAGUAAGAGUGGUUGGGUUAACUAGUAAAAGUAAUCCACAGAACUUCUGCCCGCGUGAAGGAUUAAUAACAAUCUGGAAUCCAACUGAGAAGCAGCAAUCAGGGCUAGUUGAAGGACAGGCAUAUGCGAUUGCAGGGCUUAUACCAUUAAACUCUGAUUCAGAUACCCUUUACUUGCAAGCAAGGGGAGGUACCACCAAAUGGCUGCAAUUAUCUCCCUCAGCACUUGAACAUUUUGAGCAAUUCUUUAGUCCUCGUAAGUCAGUCUUCUUGUCAAAUUUGGGUGAAGUUCCUCUCUCCAGCGAAUUUGAUAUUGCUGCAUUGGUAGUAUAUGUGGGAGAGGUGUACACAACUGCUCAUCAAAAGAAGCAGUGGGUGUUCGUGACUGAUGGCUCCAUAUCUGAGUUAGAUUCAGAAGAUCCAACAAAUUCUUUGCUUGCCAUCAGCUUCUGCUCACCAUCUGUUGAUUGUGAUUCAUUUGUGCCGAUCAAUUAUAACCUUGCCGGAUCUAUGGUUGGCUUUUUUAAUCUCAUCAAGAGAGCGAAAGACCAAAUGAAUCAUCUAUGGGUGGCGGAAGCAACAGAAAAUUCUACUUAUUUUCUAAGUUAUGAUCAUGCACAAUGUUCACACUUAAAAGCUGCUGCAGUUUCUACUGAAAGAUGGGCAAAGGCCUCUAGCUUGAAAAUCGAGAAGCUCAGGGAGAAAGUGUUAUCUAUUAUUGGUAAUUGUGGAGGGUAAAAUUUUGAAGGAGCAUGUCUGAACUGACAAGUUUGGUGGUUCCAAUGCAAGUUCAAGGAUGAGGGAACAUGUCAUCCAGAACUGCAUCUUCCUCAGGCCAAGCUCUUAAAAUCUUUCAUGCAGCAUUCAGAAAGCAGCUUGAAGUUUGUUGUGUAAUCCAGGAAUAACACAUUUCACAAGAUGGUAUCAUUACCUUGUCAAACAAAACCUGAGAGGCCUGUACUUAAAAUGCCCGAAUCAAGUUUUGGUUUAUGAUGGCAAUUUUAUUUCAAAAUGGGAAGGUGAAGCUGGACCAUGUCAAGCAGCAUUGCAAUUUAGUUCAUGAAAUCAGCUUGUAUAAAAAUGUUCUGCAUAAGUACUUCUGGUAAUUAGUUCUUCAUUUUAUUUUUGAGGGAAUGUGUUUCUGUUUUUGGGGGCUACUAUAGUCCUAAGCCUGGUCCAUGUAAGUAUAUAUACAAAAUCAAGGUUUUGAUGGAAGUUCUUGCGACUUCCUUCUACAAAUAACAUUAUGAAUUUUAAACUGUGUAUAUGUAAAACGAUAUCAGUAUCAUUUUAAA
This is a messenger RNA of Cornus florida, 4175 nucleotides long. RefSeq names its product protein BREAST CANCER SUSCEPTIBILITY 2 homolog B-like. Lineage: Eukaryota; Viridiplantae; Streptophyta; Magnoliopsida; Cornales; Cornaceae. The transcript has 21 exons. The coding region runs from base 286 to 3618 and encodes 1110 amino acids. Gene Ontology annotation, biological process: double-strand break repair via homologous recombination; regulation of DNA-templated transcription. The record is from RefSeq and is a predicted model, not a curated record.